This is a messenger RNA of Myxozyma melibiosi, 970 nucleotides long. RefSeq names its product PITH domain-containing protein. Bases 245 to 874 code for a protein of 209 amino acids. Lineage: Eukaryota; Fungi; Ascomycota; Lipomycetes; Lipomycetales; Lipomycetaceae. The transcript has a single exon. Gene Ontology annotation, molecular function: protein-disulfide reductase activity. The record is from RefSeq and is a predicted model, not a curated record. Gene Ontology annotation, cellular component: cytosol.
AGAAUAUUAUAAUUUUCUAUAUUAUUAUCGUCUCGUUUAUAGACGAAAACUGUAGUUGGGAUGAUUAUCGCUGGUAUAUAUUGCUUUGAUAUCUCCGGAACGGGAAGAUAAUGACGUCCGCCGCACCGCACUUUUGAACAGAGUUCACAGACAGCUUACUCCUCAUCGUUACAUCAUCAUCCACAACUCCUCGUCGACCACCCAUCACAACCCACGCGCGUCAGCAAAACCAGACCAGCCCAGCAUGUCCUACCAAAAACUGAUUCCGUCAGGCUUUGUCCCGCUGAACGACAGCAUUGAGCUGAAAUCGCUGGAGGCGCUGAACCUGACCGUCGGCCGCAAGGGCACGGACGAGGUCGAGAGCGUGCGGGCGGUGUUUACGGCGCCGGCGGCGACGGCGGGAGCGGUGGCGGUGACGAAUAUCGAGAGUGACUCGGACUCGCAGCUGUUGUUUUACGUGCAGUUUAUGAAUGUGUCGAAGGUGCAUUCGAUUCUGAUCCAGAGCGCUGUGGCGAAGGGAUCAUCAGCUGAGGGAGCUGAAGGAGGAGAGGGUGCGGAAGAAGCAGAGGGGGAGAUCAGGCAGCGGCCGACGAAGAUCAAGGUGUGGACAAAUCUGCCGUCGAUUCUCUCGUUUGACGACGUGACCUCCGUGCCGGCUGUGUACGAAGAAGACGAGAUCGCCGAGCCAGACGCGGAAGGCUGGAGCAGUGUCAAGCUCCGCUACGUGCGGUUCCAGCGCGUGACCUCGCUCGUCAUAUAUCUCGAGGGCGAGGACGACGACGAACCUACUGGGGUGAAUAAGAUCUUGCUGGUUGGGGAUAAGGGUGAGACGCUGGCGAUGGGAAAAUUGGAGCAGACGCAUGAUCAUGAUUGAUAGAUCGAGGGGGACGAUGAUUUGUGGGUUGUAUAUAUGGAUUAAGCCAGGGAUUGAGAAAGAGGAAGAGGAAGAGUUUUGUGUGUAGAUUGAUAU